Molecule: messenger RNA, 1671 nt
Organism: Malassezia japonica
Lineage: Eukaryota; Fungi; Basidiomycota; Malasseziomycetes; Malasseziales; Malasseziaceae
Exons: 1
Coding region: 1-1671 (556 amino acids)
Biological process (GO): nickel cation transmembrane transport
Cellular component (GO): plasma membrane
Molecular function (GO): nickel cation transmembrane transporter activity
Source: RefSeq, a predicted model, not a curated record
AUGGUCUUGAGCGCAUUUCGCAGCUGGUUUCAGCAGAGCUCACCGCGUACGGGGCGGCGGCUUACGAUCCUCGCGCGGGGAAUCCCGCUGCUUGGGGCUCUUUUUCUCUUGAAUGUCAUUUUAUGGGUGAUUACGGCGAUUGUCUUUACCGUUUUUCAGCACCGCAUCAAGGACAGGCCGAGUCAGGACACGGACGCGGCGCGCCAGCUCUUGUCGAGUAAUGCAGACGACGUGUCAAAGAGCACAGGCACGCUUCUGAGCUUUGCGCUCGUCGCAUGGACCACGGGCCUGCGGCACGCGCUCGACGCGGACCACAUCUCGGCCAUCGACAACGCGACACGCCGCAUCAUGGCCGUGCCGCUGCGCAACGGGCCGGGAUUCCAGCGCCCGGUGACGGUCGGCCUGUUUUUUAGCAUGGGGCACUCGACGAUCGUCGUCGCGGUGCUUAUCGCAAUCGCCGUCUCGUUUACCGUGUACUCGCGCAUGGGCACCGUCUCGGACGUCGGUGGGAUUAUCGGCGCGUCAGUGUCCGGCUCCUUUUUGUUCAUCAUUGGUGUGAUUAAUACGAUCAUUUUGGUGCGCAGCGUGCACAGCAUGCGCAUGGAAAAAAAGCGCGGCAAGCGCGAAGCCGAGCAGGGCGACCUUGAAGGCGCGCAGCAGCCCAGCAUCGACGACGCGUACGGUAAUGAAGGGCGCAGCGCCGGGGAGCCGACCGAGGCUGCGGCGCAUGUCGACCGCGAAAAUGAUGCACGGGCCACCGAUGCGGCGGACGGAGAGGUGCACUCUGCGCCGCAGGCUGAUGCCUUGGACCAUGACGUCACGCAACAGGCUGCAUUGGAUCAUGACACGACACAUGAGGGCACCCACGAUGCUCUCCCGGAUAAGGAAACGACGCAUGAUGUGCCUGUGAACGAAGCUUUUACCCCCGCCAAGACGCCGCCGGCGCGCACUACCGAGUUCCGCGGGAUCUUUACGCGGCUCACAGGGCCGCUGCUGCGCGUCAUCGACCAUCCCUGGAAAAUGUACCCGAUCGGGAUCCUCUUCGGCCUCGGCUUUGACACGGCCAGCACCAUCUCUCUCUUGGCGAUUGCCGUGAUUGCAAGCUCGAGUCUGAGUGGCAGCUCGGAAGCGAACGGAAGCGUAGUGCUCCUCGCUUUUCUCUUUGCUGCCGGCAUGAUGUUGGUCGACAGCUGCGACGCAGUGCUGAUGGUCUGUGCGUAUGCAUGGGAAGAGCUGCAGGAGCAGCCGAAAUGGUACUCGAUCUACAUGAACGUUCCUAACGACUCCCCUACGAAAGAUCAUGACCUCGCGAUGAACGACGACGAUGCGAAAAACGCCCCCGAUAUGGCACACGAAAUUGCCGUGUCCACAACCCCAUUUACGCUCUUUCUUACCUUUUUGUCGAUCAUUAUUGCGUUCGUCGUAUCCAUCAUUGAAAUUCUCGGUCUCAUUGGCGACCAGUGCACACAGUGCUCCGACGCGGCCGACCGCCAGGAGGAAACGCACGACGGAGGGCUUGCAGGGCGCUGGUGGCUCUGGUGGCGCUGGUGCAACGACAACUUUGGCUACAUUGGUAUAGGCAUCACGGGCGUGUUCUUUGUCGCGGUCGCCAUCGCCCUCACCGUGACCAUUAUCCUCUCGCGACGCAAGCACAGGCGAUCGUCUCUAUAA